GGCAGGACGCGCAGUGUUGUGCAGUGAGUGAGUGUGUGCGUAAGCAUGUAGUGGAAGUGGCGGCGCGACGUUCAGCAGCCAUGCCGGUCCGCAGGGGGCACGUGGCCCCCAGAACUACUAUCAUCGAGACCAUCAUUAGGAAGUUCGACACGCACAAUCGCAGUUUCCUGGUGGCCAACGCUCAGCAUGGCCUGUGCCAUAUCAUCUAUUGCUCAGACGGUUUCUGCCGUCUCUCGGGCUUCAGUCGUGCCGAGGUCAUGCAACGAUCCGCCGUAUGCGAGUUCCUCCACGGCCCCCUCACCUCGCAGCAUGCCAUUUCCGUGGUCAAGGAGGCACUGGCUGUCGGCGGCGAGAAGCACUUCGAAAUUCUCUACUAUAGGAAAGACGGUACCAAGUUCCUCUGCAGCGAGGUGAUCGCGCCCAUCAAGAGCGAGGUGGAUGACAUCUGUCUGUACAUCAUCAACUUUGAGGACCUGACAGUGCCACCCGCCCCAGCGGAGGAAGGCGUGGAGGCCAACCACAAGCUCAGCAAGCUUGAUCGGGCGAGGCAGUCCUUCCGGCAGUCCUUGAAGAUGGGCUCCUUUCGGGCCCGCAGCCUGCGCCUGACGGGCUACCUCACGCCGCCCAGUGACGUCACUACUGAAGAGGCCGAAGAGGACGUUGAUCGGAAAGUGGAGCAGCGGCUACUGGGGGCGCAGCCCUCGGCAGAACGAAAGAGGAGCAUCUUCAUGAGGUCCCGCCUACAAACAGGAUCACCGGACACCCGAGUGUCACUCCGCGACGCCGAGAACAAUAACCAGGUGUCUACCUCGCCCCCAGCACCCAUCGCGUCCCCGGAAGUUGUGUCACAGCGAAGCAGCAAUCUGUGGGAGAUGGAGGAGACCCCUGCCUCCAGGCCCGUCCCUCAUGCUACGUCACUGGACACCAUCACGCGGAGGACUCUUGUGCCUGACGUGGGGUCCGCGACCCACAAGGUGCCUAGCAGGAGUGCAACGGUCAGCGUGUCAACCCGGAACCAUGUCGCGAAGUCGUUCCCGAAUACGUCAUCAGAAUCAGACCUGCAGCACUACCGUGGCGUUUGGGACCGAAGCAGCCGGGAGAGGAAGUCGCCGUCGCUUAGCAACGUGGCGUCCGACAGCCUCAGGCACAAGUUCUCAAUACAAGACAAUGGUUCGGCCAAAUUCUUCCAAGGAGCUCUCCACACGCCGAACAUGGGCGAGAAGGUGGCUCAGGUGCUGUCGCUGGGCGCCGACGUCCUGCCAGAGUACAGGCUCCAGACCCCGCGCAUCAAGAAGUGGACCAUCCUCCACUACAGCCCAUUCAAGGCGGCCUGGGACUGGCUGAUCCUGCUGCUCGUCAUGUACACCGCCAUCUUCACGCCCUACGUGGCCGCCUUCCUGCUCAAUGAGCCGGACUUCAGCACCCGGAAGAGUAAGAAGUACGGCGAUGACCCGAUCGUCAUUAUAGAUCUGAUAGUGGACGUGACCUUCAUCGUGGACAUCCUCAUCAACUUCCGCACGACGUACGUGAACAGCAACGACGAGGUGGUGUCGCACCCUGGCAAGAUCGCCGUGCAUUAUCUGCGAGGCUGGUUCCUCAUCGACCUGGUCGCUGCCAUUCCAUUCGACCUCUUGCUCUUCGGCUCCGACACGGACGAGUUGGGCUUGGAUGCUGAUGAGACGACCACCCUCAUCGGCCUGCUGAAGACCGCCCGUCUGCUGCGGUUGGUCCGAGUCGCCCGCAAGAUUGACCGCUACUCCGAGUAUGGCGCUGCUGUACUCCUGCUGCUCAUGGCAACGUUUGCUCUCAUCGCUCAUUGGCUGGCCUGCAUCUGGUACGCAAUUGGACAUGCAGAGCGCCCUCUGCUCAAAAGCAAAGUGGGCUGGCUGGACAUCCUGGCCAAUGAUACACACCAGUUCUACUAUGCCAACAAUACAGGCGGGCCUUCCAUAAAGUCACGGUACAUCACCGCCCUCUACUUCACAUUCAGCAGUCUCACAUCUGUGGGGUUUGGCAACGUGGCACCAAACACUGAUGCAGAAAAGGUCUUUACCAUCUGUGUGAUGCUCGUCGGAUCACUUAUGUAUGCUAGUAUAUUUGGCAAUGUCUCGGCAAUCAUCCAGCGGUUGUACUCGGGCACUGCACGCUACCAUACUCAGAUGUUGCGCGUGCGUGAGUUCAUCCGCUUCCACCAGAUCCCCAACCCGCUGCGACAGCGCCUCGAAGAGUACUUUCAGCAUGCCUGGACGUACACAAAUGGUAUCGACAUGAACAGUGUACUGAAGGGGUUUCCUGAGUGCCUUCAAGCCGACAUUUGCCUGCACCUAAACAGGAACCUGCUCACCAACUGCUCUGCCUUCGAGGGGGCCUCGCCUGGCUGCCUCAGGGCCUUGUCCCUCAAGUUCAAGACAACUCACGCACCGCCAGGAGACAUCCUAGUGCACAGGGGAGAUGUGCUGACGUCCCUCUAUUUCAUUGCUCGUGGUUCCAUUGAGAUCAUCCAAGAUGAAACUGUGAUGGCUAUCUUGAGUAAGGAUGACAUAUUUGGAGAGAACCCAUGUCUGCACCCAACGCUCGGGAAGUCAUCAUGCAAUGUGCGUGCCCUCACAUACUGCGACCUGCACAAGAUUCAUCGAGAUGAUCUCCUGGAUGUGCUGGACUUGUACCCAGAGUUUUACCAGACCUUCUCGAGCAAUCUGGAGAUCACCUUCAACAUGCGGGACAAGGAGCAGGCAGGGGUGGAUCCACGGGCUGCACGCCACCGCACAGGAGCCAUUGCUUCACGCUCCAGCUCACAAGACAGGGACUCAGACGUUCGGAAGUAUGCAUAUAGGCCCCCACGCCACCGGGGUCAGCGCUCUCUGUCCGCGGGCAUGAAUGGAGCCGCAAAUGCAGGACUUAUCAACAGCAGGGAGUCUAGUGAUGAUGGCAGUGACUAUGAGAAGUCUGGUCACGGCAUCCUUGAAUUCUCAACAGACAAGGCAGGUCAGGAUGUGACACCUCUCAACUUGGAAUUUGGUGAGGAGGACAAACAGCAGCACAAGUCAAGCAGUGGAGCUCUCAAUUCCAUCACAGGCAUGUUGUCGCACCUGAAACGGAGCCUCAGUGAUCUCCGUGGCUUGCACAGAUCAGCAUCAACAGCCACCGUGACCCAGAGACACCAUCAGCAUGACAGCACGACCGGUGGGUUCUCCAAUACUGUGGUGGCUCUGAGAAGUGGAGCCACUGGUGGGUCCCCUGCGGUGACGGUGCACUGCUACACCCAAGACAGCCAGCCACUGCUGGAGCAACACAGCCCCCCAUCGGGAGUGGGCUUGUCAACGCCACAUCUGCGCCGCCACCAAUCUUCCGUCCCUGUGCAAGAAGACAACCUACAGGCGCCCCCACGGCCACAACCCCCUCACUCUGCUCUAAGCCAUGCUACAGGCUCAUCCUACUAUGCCACCCCUUCACCUCCCAUACAUUCCAGUGCCCCAAUGCAUUCUCAACCCCCGCUCACACAGACUUCUGACAGCUGGCACCCCUCAGUAUUACCACCCACAAUGGAUCAACCCCCAGCACCCCCACGUCAAUGGGGGAAUUCCAGGAGGGACUUCGAUGUGUACGACAGGAUAGAGCAGCUGGGCAGACAGUUGCAGUCUCUAGAGCAUUCUGUUGCCAGCGACAUGAGGCUGAUCCUUACCAUCCUGCAGCAGCAGCAGCAUGCAGUCCACAGCUCAGAGUCAUCUGGAUCCUCAAUGAUGCCUGACUACAGAGAGUCUUCCUCAGACUAUGGUCAGAGGUCUAGGAGGUCAUCCAGGGAGCACAGUUCCCAUGUACAAAGGAGCUAUAGCAUCUCUCAGGACAGUCCGUCAAAUUUCAGACCCCCCACGCUGGAAGAUCAGACCUCAUCGCAGCAGCCCUGCCCCUCUACAGAUGUGUCCCAUUCUCACAGGAGUGGUAGCAGUGACUCGCACCAGAGACCACCACAUCUGCAGGCUCAAUUGCCAUCCGUCCCACAGACUGCGAUACCAGAGCUUCCCACCAGAAGGCUCUACCAGCAACAGCCUGUGCGAAUCCCACAACGAAGCCAGUCCCAACCUGCUGACCUCACUCAGGUGCAUCACUCACCUUCCCUAAGCUGGCGGCAGUCCUCACCCUUGCAGCCCUCCACACGGGGUGGUGACACAGAGAGCGACGAUGCUUGGUCCAUGCACCACACCCCGAGGGGCACAGGAAGUGAUGAUGCUACCUCCUGGGAGUUCCGAGAAGCACCAGGAGCCCGGCUAGAGGCGCCAAUUGCUCGUCUGGAAUCUCUGGAUGAGCUGGACCAGGGGCAGGAUUCACGGAGCAGCAGUCCAAAUGCUGGUACCCCCAGUGGACAGAAACCGGAGGCUCAGUCUUCAGACGUGUAGACAGUUGCAGCUUCUGGCAGGUUUCAUGUCCCAUGGCUUCUUGUUGGAGACGAACAAGGAAUCUGUGAAGGGCCUUGACAAAGCUCAUUGGAGAUUGAAGUUCUGUGAUGAAGUCUACCACUGCAUGUGUGCUUGUAUCAAGUGUCGUGUAGGUAUCACUAGUUUUGCUUCAUGUACAGCCUGGAGAAUUAACAUCUGGAAAUGAACUAGAUAACAGAAUUUUAGCAGUUUUAAUACUUGACUGCAUCACAAGUUCAGGUGUCACCAUAACCGAAAAGAUUUGUAUACCCAGUUCUUUUCUUGCUGAAACUUCACAGAAGUGUACCGGAGUAAGUAACUUUAUCAGAAACCUCUGUUGGUGGCAAAGAGGAGUGAUCUGAAAAUUAUGUAAUGUAGGGUAAUUUUAAGAGGACAGAUGAUGAGAAUUUCCUUAAGACUGCACAGUGCUCCAUUUGAAUUGCUAUAAUUCCGUAAUAUCUAUAUGUGACUGUGUUUUAAUUUUAAAUUGUCCCACUGCCUGAUGUCACUCUUGCCUCCUUCAUUUCAAGUUCACCAUUGAGUGCAGAUCUGCUGCCAAAAUCUCAGUCCCUCCACAGUGUUUCCCCACACUGCCUUGCAGUUCUCAGCAAAACACCAAGCU
This is a messenger RNA of Cryptotermes secundus, 5034 nucleotides long. RefSeq names its product potassium voltage-gated channel unc-103 (gene sei). NCBI's taxonomy places the organism in Eukaryota, Metazoa, Arthropoda, Insecta, Blattodea, Kalotermitidae. Gene Ontology annotation, biological process: potassium ion transmembrane transport; membrane repolarization during action potential. Bases 81 to 4394 code for a protein of 1437 amino acids. Gene Ontology annotation, cellular component: membrane. The record is from RefSeq and is a predicted model, not a curated record. The transcript is spliced from 28 exons. Gene Ontology annotation, molecular function: inward rectifier potassium channel activity.